AUGUGGAACACUAAUUCAGUGGUGAUAAACUCUCAGGAGGAAGUUGAUUCAUGGGAAGUGAAAGCUUUCGCUGAAGACACCGGAAAUGUCAUGGGAAGUACUUGGCCACCGCGGUCAUACACCUGUACAUUUUGUAGAAGAGAAUUCCGGUCAGCUCAAGCUUUAGGUGGUCACAUGAACGUCCACCGCCGGGAUAGGGCUCGGCUCCACCAAGCCCAGCCUAAUUUUAAUAGCCCUAAUAUAUCUUCUUCUCGGCCUUCUUCCACUCUCUUGAUUCCAUCACAAGAGCUUGUUGGAAAUGGCGGUCUAUGCCUUUUGUACUCUUUACCAAACCCUAAUGCCAUUUUCAACCCUUCUUCUUUAAAUAAUGUUAAAGAUAAUCCGUCCACUCUUCUCUCCAUUUCUCCCCAUCCCAAUACUGAUAAUUUCAUGAAUUUUCCAACAACCAUGUCUCCUCAUAGCUUCAAUUCUUCCCUCUCUAAUUCCUAUAACACUGAAGCAUCAACGUCAACAAAUUAUAAAAGCAACCAACAAGUUAGUACUGGCAACAAGUUACAGAAGAAUGAUUCGGCAAUUGAAGGUAUUGAUCUAGAGCUUCGUCUAGGAUGCAGCUCAUGGGCUUCAUAA
Molecule: messenger RNA, 627 nt
Organism: Lactuca virosa
Lineage: Eukaryota; Viridiplantae; Streptophyta; Magnoliopsida; Asterales; Asteraceae
Source: the annotation of a GenBank genome assembly